Messenger RNA from Astyanax mexicanus (Mexican tetra), 2362 nucleotides. It is a transcript of the gene sephs1, whose product is annotated as selenophosphate synthetase 1. The transcript is spliced from 9 exons. Gene Ontology annotation, molecular function: selenide, water dikinase activity; ATP binding. Gene Ontology annotation, biological process: L-selenocysteine biosynthetic process. The record is from RefSeq and is a predicted model, not a curated record. Lineage: Eukaryota; Metazoa; Chordata; Actinopteri; Characiformes; Acestrorhamphidae. Bases 288 to 1466 code for a protein of 392 amino acids. Gene Ontology annotation, cellular component: cytoplasm.
GACGCGGGUCAGUGUGGGAUCCCGCUCCCGCAGACCGCGCUGUUUAUUACUGUAAUUUACCGCUGUAUUUCUGCUGCUCGGCGCGGAGCUGAGCUGGAGGUGUAGCGCUGGUUGUGAGGCCGGGAGGGAGAGCCGCGGGCCUGGGCGCGGUGUUUUCAGGCAGGCGGUCGGCGCGGGCAGCUGUGAGAAGGCGCUGUGGCGGCGGGCCUGCUGCGGCUCUGUAUCGGGAGGCGCCGCUAAAGCGAAACCGUGUGUUGACUGGUGUGGGCUCCAGUAAAAUCUAAACCAUGUCAGUGCGGGAGGCUUUUAACCCGGAGAGUUACGAUCUGGAUAAGAACUUCAGGCUAACACGCUUCACAGAACUGAAAGGCACUGGCUGUAAAGUUGCUCAGGAUGUCCUUCAGAAACUUCUCGAGGCUUUGCAGGAGAACCAUUAUCAGGAGGAUGAGCAGUUCCUCGGGGCAGUUAUGCCCAGACUAGGCAUUGGAAUGGACACCUGUGUUAUUCCUUUGAGACACGGGGGGCUUUCACUAGUACAAACCACAGAUUACAUCUACCCUAUAGUAGAUGACCCAUACAUGAUGGGUAGAAUUGCGUGUGCCAAUGUCUUGAGUGACCUGUACGCCAUGGGAGUGACUGAAUGUGAUAACAUGUUGAUGCUGUUGGGUGUUAGUAACAAACUCUCAGAAAAGGAGAGAGACAAAGUGAUGCCCCUGAUUAUCCAAGGUUUUAAGGAUGCGUCAGAAGAAGCUGGUACCUCAGUCACUGGUGGUCAGACUGUUGUGAACCCGUGGAUAGUCCUGGGGGGCGUGGCCACAACAGUGUGCCAACCAAAUGAGUUUAUAAUGCCAGACAAUGCCGUGCCAGGUGAUGUGCUGGUUCUUACCAAACCUUUGGGAACUCAAGUGGCGGUAGCGGUACACCAGUGGCUGGACAUACCAGAGAAAUGGAACAAGAUUAAGCUAGUAGUGACUCAAGAAGAUGUGGAGCUAGCCUAUCAGGAAGCCAUGCUGAAUAUGGCCAGACUCAACAGAACAGCGGCAGGCCUGAUGCACACAUUCAACGCACACGCAGCCACAGAUAUCACAGGCUUUGGGAUUUUGGGACACGCUCAGAAUCUGGCCCGGCAGCAGCGCAGUGAAGUCUCCUUCGUCAUUCACAACCUGCCUGUCCUUGCCAAGAUGGCUGCUGUCAGCAAAGCCUGCGGGAACAUGUUCGGCCUAAUGCACGGCACCUGUCCCGAGACGUCAGGAGGCCUGCUGAUCUGUCUUCCCCGAGAGCAGGCCGCUCGCUUUUGCGCCGAGAUCAAAUCCCCCAAAUAUGGCGAAGGCCAUCAGGCGUGGAUCAUCGGCAUCGUAGAGAAAGGCAACCGCACGGCUCGCAUCAUCGAUAAACCUCGCAUCAUCGAGGUCGCUCCACAGGCAGCCACACAGAACGUCAACACCACCCCAGGAACUACGUCCUAAAGCUGAUCAUCCCCCUGCCAGUCCCUCAUGACCCACAGAUCCUGACCUGAGCAAUUAGCAUACUCUAGCACCAACACGGAGUAGAUAUACACACACCUGCCCACUGUGGCCUUAUGGCAGAUACUACAUGGACACGCUUACCAGUUAAAACAAGGGAUUAAAUAAAUGACAAAAUUCUCAUUGGUUUUUAUGUUUAGUUUUCUGUUACAGGAAGCUGCAGAAGCAUGUAGCGGUAAGGCAGCUUCUACAGUAAAUGAAGAGUAUGAUGAUAAUCUGAUACUGUUGAUUUCUUUUGGAUCUCCUGUUCCUCUGAGUUGUGUCCACAGAAUCGCCCAAACUCCAAGUCUUACCAAGAAUUACCAGUGUGUUCAAACCUUAUGCAGAUUAUACAUAUUGUUUUUCAUCCUCCUGAUCUGACUAGCAGUAGUUCAGACUGUAACUGAUGCCUUCAGAACUGAUGAAGAGAAAUAAAUAAUAAUAAAGGUUUUUUUUUAAACCUUUGCUUUUGUAUUAUACUCUCCUCAUCUAGUCAAAUAAAGUCUUUUUUUUCUUUUAAAUGGACUGAAUGAAUCAAAAGGAAUACCUCUCUCAAAGAUUACUCAAGCCCUCAUAUUCUUUAAAGUGUACCAUGUCUACCUUAAACAGCAGUGUGUUGGCAUUUGUCAGAGAAUGUAAACAGCGGAGAUGCAGUUUAUAUAUUGUACGAUAUUCACCGUUUCAUAUAGACAUCAUUAGAUUCUUCUCUGUGAUAGAGUUGAGUUUUUAUAUUCUCCUAUGAAGACCAUAUGAUUAUUUUUUUCUCUCUUAUCUCUCUUUUUUUCUUUCUUACUCUGUUUCUGAUUCACUAAUGGUGACAUAUGCCUUUGUGCCCCCUGAAUAAAUUUGAUCUUUUUUAA